Molecule: messenger RNA, 900 nt
Organism: Hydra vulgaris (swiftwater hydra)
Lineage: Eukaryota; Metazoa; Cnidaria; Hydrozoa; Anthoathecata; Hydridae
Source: RefSeq, a predicted model, not a curated record
AUGAAUAUCACACAAACCCCUAAUUUGAAGCCAGAUAGAUCCAAACUCCCUUUUGUUGAGAGAUUUCGACCUAAUGUACUUGAUGGGAUAAUGUCACAUUGUGAAAAUAUCAGAGUUUUAAAAAUUUAUCUAAAUAGACCUGAUAUUCCACACUUACUAUUUUAUGGCCCUCCGGGAACAGGUAAAACAUCGACUAUUGAAGCUUUUGUUAAUGAGCUAUAUGGACACGAUUUGGUCGAAUUUAUGACGAUGAAUAUCAACGCAUCUGAGGAAAGAGGCAUUGAAGUUGUGCGUAACAAAAUUAAAGAUUUUGUGUCAACAGAUCCAAUUAGAUUUGGAAAAAAUGGUUCGCCAAAAUACAAGUUUGUUAUUUUGGAUGAGGCUGAUGCAAUGACUCUUGAUGCACAAUGUAUGUUGAAACAAGUCAUUGAGUAUUAUACAGAUAACGCAAGAUUCUGCCUAAUUUGUAAUUGUGUCAAAAAAAUUGAACCUGCAAUUCAAUCAAGAUGUUCUGUUUUUAAUUUUCCGCCUAUGGAUUAUGACAGCGUUCGUAAAAAAAUUAGAAUGAUUGCUAAAGAGACUAAUUUUACUAUCACUAACGACGGUAUUCAAACUUUAUGGAAAUUAUCAAAAGGCGAUAUGAGAAAAGUUCUUCAUAUGUUACAAGUUAUUGGGAUUAACAACAAAAAAAUCGACUCUGAUAAAAUAACGAAAAUUAAAAACUAUCCAACAAAUAAUGAGAUAGACAACAUUUAUGAAACAUUGUUAAAAGACAAAAAGAUGGAUCCAAUUAAAGGAGCCAAUUUACUUACUGACUUGCGCGACAGUGAAAUGAAUCUUAUUGUAACAUCAGAUACGGACAUCCAAUUAACAAGUAUUGUAUCAAUCUUUACCAAAUAA